GCACAAAAAUGACGCAUGCACAGGCACCACUUCCUGCUUCCUGACAGCAGCAGUUGUCCUGAUCUUCUGGUCGUUGUUGGACUUUCUGUCUCCGUGUCCACCUGUCUGUCCACCUGUCCGUCCGGGUCCAUGCGCGCCCCCGUCUGCGCGGCGCUGCUGCUGCUGUGCGCGCUGAGCGACGCGGCGGCUCGUCAGUUCUCAGAGGAGCAGAUGGCGGCUGUCAGGCAGCGCAUCAAGUCCAUGUUCUAUCACGCCUACAACAGCUACCUGAGCAACGCCUUCCCCUACGAUGAACUCCGCCCCCUCACCUGCGACGGACAGGACACCUGGGGCAGUUUCUCUCUGACUCUGAUCGACGCCCUGGACACACUGCUGGUUCUGGGGAACCGAACGGAGUUCCAGCGCGUGGCGUCGCUCCUCCAGGACACCGUAGACUUCGACAUCGACGUCAACGCGUCCGUGUUCGAAACCAACAUCAGAGUGGUGGGCGGCCUGUUGUCGGCCCACAUGCUGGCGGGUCGGGCCGGGAUGGAGCUGGAGCCCGGAUGGCCGUGUUCCGGUCCGCUGCUCCGGAUGGCUGAGGACGCAGCCCGCAAGCUGCUGCCAGCGUUCGAUACGCCGAGCGGGAUGCCGUACGGCACCGUGAACCUGCUGCGCGGCGUCAGUCCCAGCGAGACGCCGGUCACCUGCACCGCCGGCGUGGGAACCUUCAUCCUGGAGUUCGCCGCGCUGAGCCGCCUCACCGGAGACCCGACGUUCGAGAGCGCGGCGCGGCGCGCGCUGACCGCCCUGUGGAGCACCAGAUCUGACAUCGGACUGGUGGGGAACCACAUCGACAUCGUGACCAGGAAGUGGGUGGCCCAGGACGCCGGCAUCGGCGCCGGCGUCGACUCGUACUUUGAGUAUCUGGUGAAAGGAGCCAUCAUGCUGCAGGACCAGGAGCUUCUCACCAUGUUCCGAGCAUACGAUCAGGCCAUCCAGAACUACACGCGUUUCGAUGACUGGUACCUGUGGGUCCAGAUGCACAAAGGAAGCGUCACCAUGCCGGUGUUCCAGAGCCUGGAGGCCUUCUGGCCCGGCCUGCAGUCUCUGCUGGGGAACCUGGACAGCGCCGCCAGAACCUUCCAGAACUAUUACUCAKUGUGGAGGCAGUUUGGAGGCCUGCCGGAGUUCUACAGCAUCACGCAGGGAUACACAGUGGACAAGAGAGAGGGGUACCCACUGANUCCAGAGCUGAUGGAGAGCGCCAUGUACCUGUUCAGAGCCACAGGUGAUCACACCUACCUGCAGUUCGGCCUGGACGCCGUGGAGUCCAUCGAACGCAUCGCCAAGACGCCGUGCGGCUAUGCCAGCGUCAAAGAUCUCCGGGAUCACCAGCUGGAUAACAGGAUGGAGUCGUUCUUCCUGGCUGAAACCAUCAAAUACCUGUACCUGCUCUUUGACCCCUCCCACUUCCUGCAUGGCGGCGGGGUGGAGGGAGACGGGUCGUGGGAGGGAGGCGGAGCCAGCGGCCAGUGUGUUCUGGGGGCGGGGGGGUUCAUCUUCAACACCGAGGCUCAUCCUCUGGACCCGGCGGCGCUGCACUGCUGCAGCCGCCACGCGCAGGAGCCGCAGCACCUGCUGCUGGGGCUGACGGCGCCCGCCGGCCAAUCAGAGCGGCCUGCCGGCCAAUCAGAGCGGCCUGCCGGCCAAUCAGAGCGGCCUGCCGGCCAAUCAGAGCGGCCCGCCGGCCAAUCAGAGCAGCCCGCCGCUCAGACUGAGGACCCUCCCCCCAGCCAAUCAGAGAGCAUCGCUCUGAAGCCCGGGGAGAAGAAGGCCCCGCCCCCUCUCUCCUGCCCCGUUCAGCCGUUCGGCGCUCGGCUCGCCAUCCUGGGCCAGGUCUUCUCUGAUGACACCUGAGGCUCUGAUUGGCUGCAGGCCUCCGGACUGAUGGACGUCAGUUUAAAGUUUAUUUUUAUUUAUUAAAAAUGUUUCYKGGUUUUCAGACUCUUUUCUCUCCUGGAGGCGACGAUUCGGUUUGUAGGAAAUCAGAACCAGGAUCCAAACCAACAAUCUGCAUCUCCGGUUUGGUUUCAGUGAUUUGACUGAAAAAUAACAAACAUUUAAAUUAAAUGCAAAACAUUU
This is a messenger RNA of Poecilia reticulata (guppy), 2124 nucleotides long. The record is from RefSeq and is a predicted model, not a curated record. NCBI's taxonomy places the organism in Eukaryota, Metazoa, Chordata, Actinopteri, Cyprinodontiformes, Poeciliidae.